GUCAUGUGACACCUACCGUCACUGUGGCCGCCAUGUGGGUUUGGAGAUCCACAGUGUUAUUGGGUUUAGUGGGGAGUAGAGGCGUAGUGAGAAGCAUGUGUGCCCAGGCAGCAGAUUGGCAAAGUGCCAAAUCAAUCUAUGAGUUUUCUGCCAAAGAUAUCGAUGGCAAUGAAGUAUCUCUUGAAAAGUACAGAGGGUUUGUGUGUAUCAUCACUAAUGUAGCCUCUAAAUGAGGAAAGACCAAGGUAAACUACACUCAGCUACAGGGUUUGCACGCAUCCUAUGCUGACAAAGGUUUACGCAUCCUGGGUUUCCCCUGCAACCAGUUUGGAGGACAGGAACCAGGGACUGAAGCAGACAUUAAAGAGUUUGCCAAAGGUUACAAUGUCGAGUUUGAUCUCUUCAGUAAGAUUGAGGUGAAUGGAGACAACGCUCACCCACUGUGGAAGUGGAUGAAAGCACAGCCUAAAGGCAAAGGAACUCUGGGAAAUAACAUCAAGUGGAACUUCACAAAGUUCCUAAUAAAUCGAGAGGGACAAGUGGUGAAGAGAUAUGGUCCUAAUGAAGAUCCAUCUGCGGUGGAGAAGGACCUGCCCACAUACCUGUAAAACUCCUGUCUGAUGUCUUUCUUUGAUUCCUGACUUCUCUGAUGGUCUUUUGGUGUUGGUGUGUGUGUGUCUGACCUGUGACGGCUUGUCUGUAAACCCAAAAGUGGGGAAGGCAGGCCUGAUGAUCUUAGCGUGCAACUUAACCAGAUGUUACACACACCAAAGCCUCCAAGACCAUAAGAGAGGACAAUCACUAGUUAAUCAAGAGGAAACCUUUAGCGUCUCGUGUCAAACUAAAAACAGCCAUUCCUUGUGUCCGGUACAAAUGCUGUCCAGUCCUUUUUGAAUGUUAAGGGAAUGUUCAUAUGUAUUUUCUGAACAUACAGUGCACUAAAAUUCUGAUUGACAGCGCUCAUCAUAAAUGAGUACACCCCCUUUCAGAAGUAAGAUUUGAAUCAAUGUCUCAAAGAACACAGUAAUUUCCUAAAUUUUGACGUGAGGGAGUUUUAUAGAACCUCUUCUUACAUCAUAACAUGAAAAUAAGGUUAAUAAUGUAGCUUAAAUUUUCAGUUUUACUCAUAUUAGUGGAUGCAGAAGACUACUACAUCUAGUAUUUUGUAUGAUCUCCAUGAUUUUUAAGGAUGGCCCAGAAUGAUAUGAAAGUUUUCAGUUCUUUCUGUUCUUUAAGAGUGUCUUCUUUUUCAGAAUUCACCCACAUGUGUUCGAUUGGGUUCAGAUCAGGAAACGCUGAAUUACUUUCACUCCACUCUUCUUCAGAAAUCCAACAGUGGACUUAGAUGUGCAUUUUGGUUUAUUGUCACAUUAGAAAAGUGCACAACUACUGAGGGCAUGUGGAGACGGUAGCAUCUUCUUUGUCAAUACAGAGAAGUAUGUUUGAGAAUUCAUGAUGCCAUCAGUGAAAUGCAGCUGCCUGACAUAAGGACACUGACACUGUAGGCACCAUGUGUUUUUACUUUACACUCCUCACCUCUAUGAUGCCAUACAGUUUUGAAGCCAUCAGUUCCAAAAACAUUCAUCUUUAUCUUAUAACUCCAGAAUAUAGAGUCCCACCAGUCUUUAUUGUUUUCAGCAUGGGCUCUGGCAGAUUCUAGGUGGGUGUUUUUGUGCAAAGGAUUUAGGAGAGGCUUCCGUCAUGGAUGAGUCAUGCAUGUCAUUCCUCUGCAGUGGAUGCUGCAAUGUAUCAUGGGAAACACCCCACUCCGACUCCUUCAUUCUUAAUCUAACUGCAGUGAACAUUUAUAGCAAGUUUCUUCAACACCUCUCAUCAGAAAAUGCUCCUGUUGAGGCGUUAACUUCUGUGAUUGGCCUGGAAGUGAUGUAUCACUUUUGUUACAGUAUUUUGACUGAUAAAUGAAGUGUUUCUGAUCUAUUUAAGAAAUGAUUCGCUUUCUCAGGUCUUGUAACGUUUGUCUUCCAUAUGGUGGAAUUAUUGACAGUGAGACAUGGGAGCGUUUUUAAUUUUCUACUUUACUAUCUGCUAGAUGCCUCUUUAAUGAAUAGUUAAACAAUUAAUGAGAAUUUCAUAGUCUAAAAUAUAGCUUGGCUCCAAAAACAUUAGUGGGGUGUAUUUUUACAACAUGGUCUUGAAUUAAUUACUUUUUUGUGUGCAAAUCAGCAAAUGGUGUUUGCAAUCAUUGGUCCAUAUUUCUGAGUUUGUUUAUUUUGUUUUGUUGUUUGUUUGUUUUUUGUUUUUUAUCAUGUCCCAUAGAAAAUAUUAAUUCUGAAAGGAAACUAAAGGUUUUCUGACAAAUCCGUUGGGGUGUACUCAUUUCUGUUGAGCAUUGUAUCUGUAGCUGUUGAUAUUAUUCACACUUAACCUUUGGGAGGGAACACUGCUGCAUGUUAAGAUCGUUAUUUUGCUCAUCAUGUGACUGACACUGGAAAAUAAAUGCUCUGCU
Sphaeramia orbicularis (orbiculate cardinalfish) is the source of this 2467-nucleotide messenger RNA. RefSeq names its product phospholipid hydroperoxide glutathione peroxidase-like. NCBI's taxonomy places the organism in Eukaryota, Metazoa, Chordata, Actinopteri, Kurtiformes, Apogonidae. Gene Ontology annotation, molecular function: phospholipid-hydroperoxide glutathione peroxidase activity; glutathione peroxidase activity. The record is from RefSeq and is a predicted model, not a curated record. Gene Ontology annotation, cellular component: nucleus; mitochondrion. The transcript has 7 exons. Gene Ontology annotation, biological process: response to oxidative stress.